This is a messenger RNA of Penicillium expansum, 1458 nucleotides long. RefSeq names its product putative MFS sugar transporter. Gene Ontology annotation, molecular function: carbohydrate:proton symporter activity. NCBI's taxonomy places the organism in Eukaryota, Fungi, Ascomycota, Eurotiomycetes, Eurotiales, Aspergillaceae. The record is from RefSeq and is a predicted model, not a curated record. Gene Ontology annotation, cellular component: membrane. Gene Ontology annotation, biological process: transmembrane transport; carbohydrate transport. The coding region runs from base 1 to 1458 and encodes 485 amino acids. The transcript has 3 exons.
AUGGGAUUAAUUCCCCUCCAAUUCAAAAAUCCCCCGAAAUAUAUGCUAGCAUGCAUUCUCUGCUCAGCAAAUGGAAUCCUCUUCGGAAUGGAUACGGGUAUUAUCGGCCCGGUGACGGACAUGAAGGACUUCAAAAAGUCAUUUGGUAGUCAAAACUCCACGAUCCACGGCCUAAUCGUCUCAAGUAUCUUGAUUCCGGCCGCGCUGUCUUCUCUCUUCGCUGGCUAUGUCGCCGAUCGGCUUGGUCGGCCGAAGGGUAUCUGCAUCGGCGUUUUCAUCUUCGGCAUUGGAGCCGCAAUAGAAGCAGGUGCCGUCGCUCUAUCCAUGUUCAUCGUGGGCCGCGUCGUGGAAGGUCUUGGAGAAGGGCUUUUCCUUGGAAACCUUGUCGUCCUGAUUUGUGAAAUCUCACCAACUAGCACUAGAGGCGCCCUGACAACGGGCCCUCAACUGGCUAUUACCUUAGGAUUAGUCAUGGGGUACUUCAUCAGUUAUGGAACCUCGAGAAUGCACUCGACACUCUCAUGGCGCAUGCCGUUUAUUCUUCUUGCCGCGUUCUCUAUGGUCCUCUGUGGACUUUCACUUCUUUAUUUACCCGAGUCCCCUCAGUGGCUAGGACUUCAUGGUCGCUACGAAAUGGCCGAACAGGCGUGGGACAAAUUGGGCGUUAGCCGUGCAGAGCGUGAAAAGGUUGUACUACAAGUGCGGGCACAGGAAGUCGGCUCUGAUACUGAGAGGGUCAAAGACGGAACUAUGGAUAAGCUUCUUGCUAUAUUCUCCAAAGAUGUCUUAGGCCGGACUAUCCUUGCAGUGUUUUUGAUGGGCAUGCAGCAAAUGAGUGGCAUUGAUGGUGUCCUUUAUUACGCUCCACAAUUAUUUCAACAGGCCGGUCUUGCCUCAUCGGAAGCAAGUUUUCUGGCCUCGGGUGUGUCAGCGCUUGUGAUUUUCGCUGUCACUAUCCCGGGAUUAAUUUAUGCCGAUAAAUGGGGCCGCAGGAGCAGCAUUAUCUACGGCGGAGUUGUAAUGGGGAUCUUGAUGUUUCUGAUGGGCAGUCUUUAUGCUGGAAAUGCCGUCCACAAAACUACUGGCGCCGGUCGCUGGGUUGUGAUUGUGUGCAUCUACCUUUUCUCCGCUCUUUACUCCGUUACCUGGGGUAUCUCGGUCAAAGUUUAUAGCGCCGAGAUUCAGCCCCAGCGAACACGAGCAUCGGCUACCACAUUGGCUCAUUCCAGUAACUGGGUCUGUAACUUCUUAGUGGCUUUGACGACACCCGUCCUGCUUGAGAAGAGCAGCUUUGGUGCAUACUUUUUGUUCGGUGGAUGUUGUGUUAUUACCGUCGUUGUUGGCGUCAUCUUCAUGCAUGAAACAAAAGGUCGGACUUUUGGGGAGAUUGAAGAGGCCUUCAAGAGCUAUCAUGUUGGAGCAUUUUUCAAGAUGAACAUGGGCUUUAUCAGUUUGUAA